Racocetra persica is the source of this 203-nucleotide messenger RNA. Lineage: Eukaryota; Fungi; Glomeromycota; Glomeromycetes; Diversisporales; Gigasporaceae. The record is from the annotation of a GenBank genome assembly.
AUGGCAGAAACAACAUCUUUGUUAACAUCUACUUUGCAAGAUCGUGAUCCUGUAAUAAUAGUAACCAUUCCGGAAGAUAAAGCUGAUAUUUCACUGAUAAAUAAUAAACCGCUAAAAGCUAUAAUACAUUUGAUCGUGUGGUUUAUUAUUUCAGCCGCUUUCGUCUUUUUAAUAUUACAGGUAUAUUUGCCUCCGUUAGAUGA